AUGUGUGACGUGAGGAAAUGCAAGGACAGCUCAUGGAACGCUUAUGAGAGGGAACCUCCUAGUUUCAUCACACGUCACAAUCAGGGGCAGAAUGUCCACCUGGAGGAUGAGCUGCAUUUGGAACACCUUUUGCUGCUGCGGGAAGCCUUCGACAAUCACGCGCCCUCAGCCGUGGCGUCCGGACCGGCGGGAGGGGUAGAAGAACUGGUCCGCAGAGUUCGGAGGCCUGGCAGGGGAUUUACGAGACAGGAGGGCAGGAUGAACUCGGAGGAGUUUCAGGCAGCCCUGAGGGCUCUGCUCGGCUCCGAGCGCUGGGACAGCCAGACGGAACAACUCUUCAACAAGGUGGAUGCAUCAUGCAAUGGCUACGUGGACUGGGACAAGCUGUGCUCCUACUUGCUGCUGCAGCACAGGGAGAAAGAGUUCGCGGCCCGGCCCCGAGACUCGGUUCUGAGCUCCCAGCCGCUGGUCCGACACUGCGUUCACAACAAGCAAGAGACCACGACACGUGUCCUAGCAGUGACCCACCCUCUGCCCCUGCGCUUCUUCAGUGUUAGUAAGCAAGGCACAAUGACCAUCUGGGACAGCAACCUGGACAUUCUCAGAACUCACGAGGUCCCAGGGGACUCCAGCGAGAGCCAUGGAGACAGGAGGAAGUUCAGGAAGUGGACAACUGAUGCUGUCUACAUGCCCAAUGUCCACAAGAUUGCGGUUACCACAACCAGCAGGGACAUCCACUUCUUUGAUGUCUCAACAUCCAAGUGCUUUGAGGAGUUCCACCUGUUUGGGAUAAAAAAUGUGCCAACCUCACUUUGCUACUGGUAUGACGAUAAGUCUCCAGGACACCGUUCUGUGCUGCUAUGGGGGGACGACAGUGGCGGUGUUAGCCUGUUGUGGUUCCUCCACCCUCAAAAAGGCAUGUUUGAGACCACCUUCAGCAACAAUAAUCGUCCACAGAAAAUCUUCAUGCAUGAUAUUUGCAAUCACAGUCGACUAGUUUCCUAUCAGAUGGCACAUAGGAUUCACGAGGAUCCGGUCAACAGGGUUAUCUGCGAUCCCCAGGCUGACCUGCUCAUUACUUCAUCGACAAGUGCCACCACCUCGGUGGUCAUUACGGACAUAUCCUUCAAGAAGAAAUGCUAUAUCUGGAAAAUCAACAAGGGUGUCACAUGCUUUGACUUCUGCAAACCCCUGAAUCUGUUAGUGACGGCAGGCAUGGACCCAGCUGUGAGGCUGUGGAACCAAUAUGUGACCAGCCGCCCAAUGGCGACCUUGCAUGGACACUGUACCACAGUUCUGGAUGUGGUCAUCUACAAGGCAAUGGGACAAAUUUUCAGCUAUUCAAAGGAUGCUGUGCUGAAGGUGUGGGACGUCCCGUCGCAGAGCUGUCUAAGGAGCCUGCUGCUGAAGUUCCCCUGCGUGCAGGCAGGGCGCCCCCUGGAGCAUGGCAACUUCCCCUUCCUGCUGCUUUCAGCUGUACCCCACAUGCUGCUUGUGUCUUGUCGCGACUACCUGGGCUUACUGCACCUGGACCGUGGAGACUCUGGGAGGGCAGGCUGCCUGACUCACAGUGCCCCCAUCUCCAGCGCGCUUUACAACCCCAUUCUGAAGCAGGUGGCAACGGGAUGCGAUGACUCCACAGUCUGUCUGUGGGAUGUGGAGACAGGAGCCAAGUGUCUGCAGCUGAGCAACGUCCAUGGGAAGGAGGAGAUCACCUGCAUGACCUUUGACUUGUCGUACCGCCGGCUCAUCACUGGGGCACGCAAUGGCACCAUCAAGGUGUGGAACGUUAUAAAUGGGCAGAAUCUUCACAAGCUCGAGGCCAUCGCUGAGGCCGAGGUCACUGGGGUCAUCUGUCUCCCUGACAACAAACUGCUGGCGGUGGGCUGGAGCCAACAGAUAACUCAGUAUAAUAUCACAGACCCUAACGUUGUUUACAUUCAGGCUGACCUGUCAUGGAAAUCCGGCCAGGUGCACAAGGAAGACAUCCUGGCUGCGGAUCUUUGCUCAGCCAGAGGCCUGCUGGCCACAGCCAGCUUUGAUGGGGAGAUCAUUAUCUGGACCUUGGAAACUCAGAGACCCCUACUUCACAUACACAGAGCCUCUAACAUCAGGGUGCAGCCCCCAGUGGACAAGCUGCUGUUCCUGCAGCAAAGAGCGCGCGGGGGCCAGUGGAGGACAGGGGCGCUCCUUGUCAGCUCGGAGGCCGGCCACCUCUGCUGGUGGAGCAUUGUUGGUCCCGAGCACAAGCAUGGAUGCUUCUAUGCCCCCCAGACGGCUGAUGAAUGUGUGCUGGGGCUGAACUCUGACCAGGACAAUAGGCUAUUGGUGUCUGGUGAUACCGCAGGCUCCAUCCAAGUGUGGGACAUCUCGCAGUUCGGACUUGGGGCUGAGAAGCAGUCCUCUACAGACCAACCCCCGCUCUUGCACUGCUGGAGGGCUCACGACAGCACACUGGUCAGCGUGGAGCUCCUGACCUUCAAUGACCAACUUUUCCUUUUAAGUGCCUCAACAGAUCAGACAGCUCGUCUGUGGUGCUGGGAUGGCCAAUAUGUGGGCUUCUUUGGGCAGGAUCAGAAAUGGAACCUCCACGAUCCCACAACCUACCAGCUCUUGAGAGACCCCUGGGGUAAUUGUAAGGUUGCAGUGGAGGAGGUUGGGAGCGGAAGCAGGCAGUCGUACGGCUGUGAGGACCAGGGGCCAGGAAAGGCAGCCGCUACUGGGGAGAGUCAUGGUUCUAGAACACAAACGUCAUCUCCACCGAAGCAUGGGAUGAUUCUGGAAGGCUCCAUCAACCCACAGGGUGAUUCUCAUCAGACAGCAAACAAAACGGCUGCACUGAGGCCGCAGGUGUCACAGGACCUGCAGAAGAGGAGAGCUGCUCGGCAGGAGCGCCGCUUAGCUUUUCGGAGCAUAGAUGCUAGCAAGAUGUCUCGUGUCAGUGGUGUCUGCACACCGUUCCAGGCCCUAGCCAUGCAGGAGUGCAAAGAGUUUCAGCUGCCCAGGGAUUUACCCAUGAGCACCUGGAUGCUGAGGCAGGGCUUGAGGAGCAUCCUAGAAACAGGUCUGGGGUCUUCACCUCAGUCAACAUGCAGCUCCAGCACUGAACGGGCAGAGGACGUGGUGUGAGCCCACGCACUGAGAACGACUAGCCUCCACCAUCCCAUAUCCUCCCGGGGCACUGUAGCCUAACGGAAGGAACGUAGCACAUCGGUGCGGACACACUAGUUGAGACAGUCCAGGAGUCCGGUUGACUGAACUUUCAGUUAAGCGGUCAGCUACUGGCAAGAUAUACAGUCAUGUAUCCCUUUCUGUUAUUACGACUACUGCCAUUACCGAUUAUUGUGCCAUAAAAAAUAUUACUGUUUAUUGUGCCAUAAAUAUUCCCGUCAUUCACCAAACAAGGUAACAUACUAAUUUUGACGGCAAUUCAGGCUAAAACUCACAGGAGCAGAUCAAACAAAUUCAGCAAUAAAGAGUACGAGUUACUUUCAGGAAUAAUAAACAAAAUUAAAUUUUUUACAGCUCUUCAGUGUCGGUUAAACUUUUUCUACUCCUCUUGAGUGUUAAACAAAAAUAGAAAAGAUUACUUAUUUCCAGUGUCCAGGAACAGGUGUAAUAACAUGUUAAAUUAAAGAAAUACAACUUUGACAUUUGUGUCUUUAACUGAUGAUAUAUAAGUUUUCAGUCGGAAGUGUAAAUUUGUUAACCACUGCGCCAUCUGCAGCUUUGUCUGCGCCUAAAAACAAACAAACAAAAAAAAAAAUCCCAGACAGUGAUGUCUGCAAUGACCAGCUGCUUCCUACCCACACUACGCCGAAGCCUCCUCUGCCCGGGUCGCCCUGUGGGCUUCGGUGUCAACACAUGCCAAUUAAAAGUGUCUGAUCUCACAGCCUGCCAGCUAUUUAAAACA
Molecule: messenger RNA, 3913 nt
Organism: Scleropages formosus (Asian bonytongue)
Lineage: Eukaryota; Metazoa; Chordata; Actinopteri; Osteoglossiformes; Osteoglossidae
Product: WD repeat-containing protein on Y chromosome
Exons: 20
Coding region: 1-3129 (1042 amino acids)
Molecular function (GO): protein binding
Source: RefSeq, a predicted model, not a curated record